GCUAUCACCAUUGCUACUAGCAUAGCUUGCAAAGUUUCUAAUUGCUACAUACAUAUUCCUUUGAAGAAUUUAAUUUUCUUGAUUAAUUUUGUGAGAGAACAAUUUUUUUUUUCUUCAUACAUGGCUAAAGCUAUAGCAUUGGUUGGUUCUUCAUUCUUGAUUUUGUUGUUGGCUUCUCAAACUGUUUUUGCAACGGAUUACACUGUUGGAGAUGCUUCUGGAUGGACUAACUUUGGUGUUGAUUACAAAACCUGGGCCAGUGGAAAAACAUUCAAAGUUGGUGAUACUCUAACUUUCAACUAUGACACAAGCACCCACCAAGUGGCCGAAGUGAGCGAAAGCGACUACGGUAGCUGCAGUUCAAGCAACGCAAUCAAAACCUACAGCGAUGGCAAAACCAAGAUCACACUUUCCAAGGCAGGCAGUUACUACUUCUUGUGCCCAACAGCUGGUCACUGCUCUAGUGGCAUGAAACUUCAAGUAACUGCUUCUGGUUCUUCUGGUGGGUCCCCUCCUUCAAGUGGGUCCUCAUCCAAGUCCCCAAGUGGGUCCCCUUCUACUCCCUCAACUACACCAGCUACUCCUUCUUCACCUGCACCCAAAGAUAACGCUGCAGUUGGUGUUUCUAGUGGCGUUACUCAAUUCAUUGGGGCUUUGCUUGCUUCUGCUCUUGUUUUGGGAUUUGUGUUCUAGGGAAGAGGCAGUGCUAUUACUUGGAUUAUUUUCUUUAUGUUUUUGAGUUUUCAUUUUUAAGUACAUGUAAUCAUCACUUCUUCUUGGUUUGUUGGAUUAUUGUGUGGAUUUUUAUUAAAUUUGAUCUCAGAUGUAUAUUUAUUUGA
Arachis duranensis is the source of this 839-nucleotide messenger RNA. Its product is annotated as mavicyanin. The record is from RefSeq and is a predicted model, not a curated record. Gene Ontology annotation, molecular function: electron transfer activity. Bases 121 to 693 code for a protein of 190 amino acids. Gene Ontology annotation, cellular component: plasma membrane. Lineage: Eukaryota; Viridiplantae; Streptophyta; Magnoliopsida; Fabales; Fabaceae. The transcript has 2 exons.